This is a messenger RNA of Neodiprion virginianus, 4210 nucleotides long. RefSeq lists its product as uncharacterized. The record is from RefSeq and is a predicted model, not a curated record. Bases 1842 to 2534 code for a protein of 230 amino acids. NCBI's taxonomy places the organism in Eukaryota, Metazoa, Arthropoda, Insecta, Hymenoptera, Diprionidae. The transcript has 6 exons.
GGUUUCCCCGAGGUUCCCGGGUGUCGGUUCGUACCCGUUUCGUACGUCGAGCUCGGGCCGAACGGAGCCCGACUCGAUCGCGGUCCGAUUUCGCCCCGAUCGCCCUUCGGGCCUGCCUGCUUCCUUGAUUCCUGCGUCGCGUCGCUGCUCAUCGAGUAGGAAAACCGACGGUGGAAGGGGCAGCGCCGGAGAUGACCCUCCGCAUUCCCAGGAGGAGUGCAAUCCGUCGAACGAACUGCGAGCGAGAGGAACGCGCGCGCGCGCGUUUCGGUGCGAUUACGAUUAAGUUUAUCAACAACUCCCCCUACCAACGAUACAACCCACGGUCGAAAAGGUCGAGAGAGCUCUGUUGAGUUCGAUCGAGAGAACCGAACGCAAUCGGUAAACCGAGAAAAAUCAACGAUCGAAACAUAAAUUCGAUAGGCGUGAAUCGAAAGAUCCUAGUAUACAUGAGUAAAUAAACGAGAAGCCAAUUUUCAAAUAACAAAGAGACGAAUGAACAUCGGAAGUGAGUCGAGCGUCGAAAAGAAUUAGGAAAAAUUGCGCUACCUAACAUUAUACCUGCGACUAUUCGGACACCCGUCUUUCCGUACAAACCACGUGACACGAACAAGUAGUCUCUGAUUAUCGAAGAGAGCUGUCUCGGAAACGCUGAUAUUGUGAUAGAAUCGUAACCGCCAAACAGCGAGCAGCGCGCAGCGCGAAAGAUUCGCAGUAGUAAAGAUCGGCUGUGAUCAGACAGCGGCAAGUAGUCAAGGUAGACGUACGGAGAGAAGUGCGCGGUGCCUCGGUGUCGGUGAUCCGCGGGAAACCUCCUGUCUGUACUCGACGGGGGUUCGCCCCCCACCCCCACCCCCCACCCCCACCUCUUACCUCGACCAGCGUCGCUGCCCACCACCACCCCGGCAAUUCGAGUGCUACGCUAAGCGAUACGACAAGUGCCAACGGCGGAAGAACGACGAUUACUCGCGAGGCGUGAGACGCCGGGCCAUAACAUAUUAUACCUUCGCCACUCUACCGAAGCAUAAAUAUGAUAUUUGACAACAUGAACGCAGUAUUCGUCGAGCACCCCUCGUGACUACUUGAACCGGCUGAACGUCGCGAUCAGGCUACAGUUUUCAGCCUCUGAGGGAGGCGCGAGAAGAGGCUCGAACGGACCGCCGCAGCGUGACUUUGAGUUACUCGUGAUAAGGUGCAAUUUUCUUUUUUUUUUCCUUUCUUUCCUUUUCGUUUGGUUUUCGUCGGAAUCCAUUUUUUCGAUCCUGACGACGGUGUUCAACUCUUGUGUUAAAUUAGUCGUGCGAAUGUGACCGUUUGAAAUUUGUAUAUACGUAUAUAUGUACACAUGUAUAUAUUGUAUAGGUAUACAUAUUUGAGGUGUAAAGAAAGUAAAUUGGUGCUACAGGAUAAUAAUUUUCGAAAAGUCUAGUGAAUUGUUUGUGUUUUUGACGUGUUUGUAUCUGCGGACAAGGUGAGAGAUGAGAGUCGGUGAUGUUGUGUGAUUAGGUGGAGAAAUAUAUAAAUCAAGAACGCGUCUCGAACAGACGUCGGCUGAUGCUUCUUGCUUUGUGUGCGUAAGUGAUUAGCUGUGAUAAAGUGUAAAUUAUAUAACACGGGUAAAUUACACUAGGUUCAACGUGCAAUAAAUAAAAUCGUUUCUCGGUGGGAUUUCUUUCGAGACGUAACUGUGUGGUGAAGUGGUUCGCCGUCUCGCGGUGCGGUGUGGCUUUUACGGUUUAAUACCCGCGGCAAUUCCACCGUUUUAACGAUAUAGUGCAAUUGUACGACAAACGGGAAUCGGGAAACGGGAAACGGAUUGUGACUGUUCUAGUGAGGGUAGAAUGAAUGUUCACAUUAUCAUCGACGCCACUGAAAUAUCGGGCAUGGAUACCAAGGAUCAUUACGUCGUCAAGGCACCAUCAACAGCUGCCGAUGACGGUGGUGAUGGAACUCAAGGACGGGAUAACGAUACCGAUUCCUUGCAAUUGUUUUCACAACUCGAUCCAACGGUGGACAGCGUGUACAUGAUAUGCGGAGUUCUGAUCGCCAUGGUCCUGGUCGGGGCUAUCAUCGUAUUGCUCGCCGUGACGAUCAGCAAAUUGCGGAAACGAGAGGAUCACUCGAACACCGUGCAUCCCGAACCAGCCGUUGUACAAACUGCGGCUGCGCCCGUUCCUGCAUCCGCAUCGCCGACGGCGAACGGAGCCCUUCAGUCCUGCGACGCAAUGCCGCCGCACUGCACGGACCUCGGAUCUUCCGCCGACCCGGAACUCACCUACGCCGGUCAAUUUGUAUGGCAAUUUCCACCACCGUACCCUCCACCGCACACACCGCCGCCCCAGUACUCGCUGUACAGUAACGACCAGGACACACUCGUACACGCACUACCUUCGGAGAGGGCCGGCUUUGCGAAAGGUUUUCGUAAGAACCUUGGCGGUCGCUGGCGACGCUUAGUGAAGAGAAAACCCGAGAUGGAAACAUGCUCCAUUCCGCCAGAACUCAAGGAUCAGCUUAAGACCAUCUACGUCUAUUGACCUCGAGACCUUCCUUGAUAUUACUUCCAUUCAGUAAUUAAUGCUUUCCCAUAUCGUAAGAUAGUUCAUACUUCAUACCGCAUCUCGACGAAGGAAGGGUCGGUAUGCCCGGGAACAAAGCGCAACGAGGCUCAGGUCAAACCUCGGCCAAAAGACAAAGAUUUAAGGAAAAUAUGUACGUAUUUUGAAAGACAAGAGAGGCGUCAAUGGGAGAUGUGGGCAAUGAAGCCCACGUAGCAGCACACAUACCACGAAGUGUCUUAUGCCCUUGUAACCAGCCCAAAGCUAGCAUCGUUCUAGAGUGAGUCGAGACUUGAAGUCUGGAACUAAAGGUGAUCAAAAAAUGAAUUUGUACAGAAACAACAAUUUCUCAGAUCUAGAAUAACGAUGGCAGCAAUUGGCGAACAUCUCGGUACUCUAUAUCCGUGUAAAAACUUCCAUUCGAGUUAUUUAUUAAUCAACUUGAGAUAUAGAGUUAUCAAUAAAAGUGCCUUUUUCAAACGGACAAAUUUUCACCUUUAUAUGCACUCGUAGAAGCACAAAAGAUGUUCAGAAGACAGAAUGGCGCGAUGGACUUGACGAGACUGAAACGUAAAGUGUACGACGACAAAACGAGGGUUGUACCCCGUAGCUUUUGAGUACGUUUUUACACGAUAAAAAAUUGAAAUCACUAUGUAUGUAUAGUAUUAUUCUGAAUGCGACCUGCCCAUGCCGUUCUGAGGCCGAGCAGCGCUAUUACUUAUGUAAAUAAAUGUAUAAAGCAAUAAUUAUAGUUUUUAAUGAAACGCUGAUGUUCCCAAUAUUGGUGUAAGAAUGUCGCGUGUACACGUAUUACGAAACUAAUUAAUUACUCGAUUGAUCAUUCGAGUGAUUAACUAAUUAACGAAUUGCUUGGGGUAAGCGGUCUCUAGGUAGCAUGUUUAGAACUUCCUUGCCCUGGAUUAAACAGUGUAGCAUUUUACUAUAUAAUUUGUACCAUAGAACGAUUUAAGACUAUUAUAACUAUUACGACGGCUCAUAUUGAGCCCAUAAUUUAGAAUGAAUAACUACCACGGUGUUUUAGUUAAAUUGUUGUUUUGUCUGAUAUCUCUAUUUUACUUAUUAUAAGUUGAUCGUUCGAAUGUAUUUUUGUUUCUGUAUACGUAUACACGCAAAUUUACAAGCACUCUUAUCCAAUGCGAGCAUUAUUGCGUAUACCUAAUAUACACCGAUAUAAAUGCUCAUAUGAGAAAAAAUCACGCAGCUAGACGAUUCGCUGCAUUAACCGACUUGCAGAUCUUUUCAAUUUUAACUCCAUUUUUAAGCAACUUCUUAUCGGAUGCAGCGAAUGUUUUGACAAUCAAGGCUUUUGGUUUUUCUCUUCUCUGUCGAUAUUUUAUCAAACGAGUCCCCUCGUCCCAGCACGCUCCACGUAACCUUUAUUUUGAAUUCUCUAAAACUCGUAAUUCGCAUAAUGCUAGUAAGGCAUAAGAGACCAUACAGAACCAAUAAUGUCCCGACGUGUAUACCUUCUUAAUAAGGCAAUUUUAUAAUUCUAACAUCAGCAUGAGCUGCGUGCUCAUGACCUAGUCACUUGUUUAUAUUGUCGGAAAUCCUAGUAUUAGAGAAAUUCUACGCAGCUUGUUAACUAUCGAAUAUCAGAAUACAACAAUAUCAAAUAAAAUGUUCGAAACAGA